This is a messenger RNA of Penicillium taxi, 2037 nucleotides long. RefSeq names its product DNA-directed DNA polymerase IV. NCBI's taxonomy places the organism in Eukaryota, Fungi, Ascomycota, Eurotiomycetes, Eurotiales, Aspergillaceae. The record is from RefSeq and is a predicted model, not a curated record. Gene Ontology annotation, molecular function: DNA-directed DNA polymerase activity; DNA binding. The transcript has 4 exons. Gene Ontology annotation, cellular component: nucleus. Bases 1 to 2037 code for a protein of 678 amino acids. Gene Ontology annotation, biological process: double-strand break repair via nonhomologous end joining.
AUGUCUAGGCUCAACAAGGCAGACUUCUUUGCGGUCCUUGAUCAAUUAGAUCACGAUGACGAUGACGACCCUGAAGAUGAGUCUUUUGAAAGGCUGGUUCAAGGCUUCCCGAGGGUGGUUGCUGCCUUGGACGAUACAGACUGUCCCAAAGCGCUUACUCGAGCAAACACUGAACCAUCUCCUUCUGUCCCCCUUCAUCCUGACAUCACACGCUCCGAGACAACAAAUAUGUCACCAAAAGCUACAGGUCCUGCUUCAAAGAAGAGGAAGACCAACAGUUUCAAAGCCGCACCCCAGGAACAGCAAAUUCUGAGAGGUCUGGUAUUCUCUGAUUACCUUCUUGUCUUCUUCCCAAACAACGAUAAGUCUCCUAUUCGUCGACUGCGGAUCCAGCGAGUACAGGAGUAUGGAGCCACAUGGGCUCAUGAGUGGAUAGGGAAUAUCACACACGUCGUUGUUGAAAAGGGAAUCAAGUUCAAAGAACUUUUGUUUCAUCUCAAACUGGAUUCUCUUCCGGACAAGAUGAUCAUUGUAAAUGACACAUACCCUUCUGAGUGUAUUAGAUUUCGCUCCAUCCUGAGUCCAGCAUACGCGCGAUUCCAAGUGGAGGGCGUUCAAUCUGCCGAGAAGCAAGACCCCGCCAUGCUUAUUGAAGGUGAACCAAGCUCUACCAAAUCUUUUCCGCCAAAAUCACCCAUCAGGGAAGAAGAUUCGCCUCCAAAGUCAUCUGGAUCUGUAUCUACCGACAGACAAAUUCCAGCAGCUCCAACUCACAAAGCCAUGAACACGGGGCUACCAACCUGUGAACGUGAUGCCUUGGAUAUAAUCAUUGAUGAAGCCAAGGCGAUCCAACACCUACCCCUCGACCUAGACUUCCUCGACGAAGACAGUGAAAAUGAAUCCGGCAACGAGACCUCCAGGUCUUCGAGUUCCGAAAGGCCUCAGAAAAAACGCCAGGAAGAGACUAAAGCUCCGCCCACGAAGGGAUCUUGGGAAAAGAACUUUGCUUGCAUGCAAAAUUUCGACUCUACUGUGAAAAAAAAUAAUGUAAAUCGCAGGACCAUCGAAGUCCUCCAACAACUGCUGGACUAUUAUGACCGAACUGCGGAUCACUGGCGGAUAAUUGCCUAUCGAAGAGCGAUCACUGCGCUUGGCCGACAGGAAGUCAAGAUCAUGACUCGAGCGCAGGCCCUAGCUAUCCAUGGGAUCGGACCACGAUUGGCGGACAAGAUUGAGGAGAUAGUUCUUACUGAUCGUCUCCGUCGAUUGGAUGAAACAAAAUUCAGUGUAGAAGACAAGCUCAUCCAACAAUUCCUUGGGAUAUAUGGUUGUGGUCUUGCCCAGGCUUCUAAAUGGGUGGCUCAAGGCUAUCGAUCCCUUGAUGACUUGCGAGAUAGAGCACCGCUAAGCAAAAACCAGCGUAUUGGACUGGAGCGAUACGAUGACUUCGCCAUACGAAUCCCUCGAAAAGAGGUUGAGGGACACGGUGCAAUUGUCCGAGAAGCCGUCAAGAGGGCGGACGCUGACAUGCAGGUUAUACUCGGAGGAUCUUUUCGCCGCGGGGCUCCAGACUGCGGCGAUAUAGAUUGUCUAAUCACGAAGCAGAACUCCUCUCUUGAGCACAUUCGUGACUUGGUCAUGAAUCAUGUGGUCCCCAAGUUGUUUGAGGACGGGUUUCUCAAGGUUGGCCUAGCCUCAUCGCGACAAGCGGGCGAUGGCUCAAAGUGGCACGGAGCAUCUGCUUUGCCUGGUAACAAUAUAUGGCGACGAAUAGACUUGCUUUUUGUACCAGGGGCGGAGUACGGGGCUGCCCUCUUAUACUUCACAGGAAACGAUAUCUUCAAUCGCAGUAUGAGACUACUCGCACGAAAGAAAGGGUUAUGCCUCAACCAGCGAGGUCUCUUUGCAAAUGUGAUCCGUAACUCUGAGACUCAGGUCAAAACUAACCCGGGUGAAUUACUUGAGGGUCAAGACGAACGCCGAAUAUUUUCAUUACUUGGGGUGCCGUGGCGACCUCCAGAGCAUCGAAUCUGUUAG